This is a messenger RNA of Urocitellus parryii (Arctic ground squirrel), 2278 nucleotides long. Lineage: Eukaryota; Metazoa; Chordata; Mammalia; Rodentia; Sciuridae. The record is from RefSeq and is a predicted model, not a curated record.
GCGAGCGCCGGGGCGGAGAUCCGAGGACCCGAGCCGCGCCACCCUCGCCGCCCGGGCCCCCGGGUCUUCGGCGCCUGAGCCCGACACCAUGCCCCAGGAAGUGUGAUCCCUUCCCUGUUUCUGCCAUGGAAGACUCGGGAAAGACUUUUGGCUCCGAGGAGGAAGAAGCGAGCUACUGGAAAGAUCUGGCAAUGACCUACAAGCAGAGGGCAGAGAAUACGCAGGAGGAACUUCGAGAAUUCCAAGAGGGAAGCCGAGAAUAUGAAGCUGAGUUGGAGACACAGCUGCAACAGAUCGAGUCCAGGAACCGGGACCUGUUGUCAGAGAACAACCGCCUUCGCUUGGAGCUGGAGACGGUCAAGGAGAAGUUUGAGCUGCAGCACUCUGAGGGCUACCGGCAGAUCUCCGCCUUAGAGGACGACCUGGCGCAGACCAGAGCCAUUAGAGAUCAGCUGCAGAAGUACAUCCGGGAGCUGGAGCAGGCCAACGACGACCUGGAAAGAGCAAAACGAGCCACGAUCAUGUCUCUGGAAGACUUUGAGCAGCGCCUGAAUCAAGCCAUUGAGAGAAAUGCCUUCCUGGAAAGUGAACUUGAUGAGAAGGAGAACCUUCUAGAGUCCGUCCAGCGGCUGAAGGACGAAGCCAGAGAUUUGCGGCAGGAGCUGGCUGUGCAGCAGAAGCAGGAGAAGCCCAGGACGCCCAUGCCCAGCUCGGCAGAAACUGAGAGGACGGACACAGCUGUGCAGGCCACGGGCUCCGUGCCGUCCACGCCCGUAGCACAUCGAGGACCCAGCUCCGGCCUAAACACACCGGGGACGUUCAAACGUGGUCUGGACCACUCCAACAGUGGGACCCCCCUCACACCUGCAGCCCGGAUUUCAGCCCUCAACAUCGUGGGGGACCUGCUUCGGAAAGUAGGGGCUCUGGAGUCCAAACUCGCCUCCUGCCGGAACUUUGUGUAUGACCAGUCCCCAAACCGGACAGGCGGCCCUGCCUCAGGGCGGGGGAGCAAGAACAGAGACGGCGGGGACAGACGGACCAGCAGCAGCGGCGGACCUCUGAGUGAUAAAGGGUUGGGAAAACGUCUGGACCUCGGGAAGCCGCCCUCACGGUCCUCCUCGCCGCCGCCGCCCGCCCCGGGGGUGGUCAAGCUGUUGUUCUAGGAGCCCAGAGCUGGAGCCCGCCGGAGCGUGCGUCRCCGUCCCCUGCCCAGUAGGCUUUUGGUGUUAGUUUGAGAAACGGGAGCCAUCAGUCACCGUGGUUUGCUGGUGCUGCGUGGCCCAAACCCAGGACCAAGGCUGUCACCUGGGGCCCCGGUGUCAUCCCCAUGAAAUGAUGUCUCUGUCCCUAGUGUCACUGUCAGUGUGCACAUCCCAGAGGCAGGGACAUAGUGGGCCCCUGAGAAGUGUGAGACUGUGGGUGAUGGGGCGCCCCAUGUCAGUGCCGAGUCCCCGUGGCCCUGAGCGGUGCUUCUUGUGUUUGGGUUCCCCCAAGGGGGCGCUGCGCUCCCCUGGGCUCGCCUCCCUGUCCCUGUCGCCUGGAGCUGUCUUCACGGACAGACCCUCCCGGGCCUCACAGGGCCCUGAAAUCAGCCCUGAGCCUGCGUCCAGGAGUGGAGAACGGGGGACACAUGUGCCUUUUCAAACCGUGUCCCRUGCCUCUGGGGCGGUCGCCGGCCUCUCGCUGAGGUUAGACGACUUUCAGAGUCAUUCUCAGGUGGAUCAGGGUCCGUGGGAAGUCUGUCCUCUGGUAAAUGCUYAUCCUGGUCUUCCCGAGUCCUCUGCCCCCGUGUGGGCAUCUGCUUUGGGACCUUGGGGUGGAGUGGCCGCAGUGACACAGCCCUGAGAACAGGACUUGGAAAUAUGGGAUCAUCAUAAGAUAACCAGGGUGGCCUUCCAAUGAGAAAGGAGCGCGAGGUCGCGGUGGGCCUGUGGUGGGAGGAGACCCGCCGUGGGAUCCGGGUCGAGGCGAGUCUGCUCUGCUGGCCGCGCUGCACGCCCCCUUCGGACAUGGGUGGAAGGCACACCCAGCCRCGGGAACCCGCCCAGCCUGGUGGCCCGCUUUCCUGCCGGAUCACCGUGGGAUGAGGACGGCUUCUCGAGUGCUGCCCGAGUUCAGGGGAUUCGGCCUCCGUGCUGGACUUUGUCCCCGAAAGCGUCCUAACCUGUGUCAGUGAAAGAUGGACUUUUAUUUUUUAAAAGAACAAUAAAACCAAGAGGGACCCAUGUGCAGCUGGUUCAUGCCUCGUGGAUCUGCCUCCACGUUGGCUUGUGAGCUU